AUGUCUGGUGCACUGUUCAACGUGUUGUUCGACGUUAUUAAUGACAGAGGCACGCAAGUUGGCGACGACAAAUCACCUCCUCACAUCGCCUCAACCUCAGUGUUAUGUCGAGUCACUUACCUUCACCUUCUCUCCCCAUUCCGACACGAACGCCCGCUUCUGAAGGCUUGUCCGGAAAAUGCCGCUGCCUCCAUACUAUACAGCAAGCAACACAAAGAGGCAAUGUCUGUCUAUGUUUAUCCAUUUUUUCCGUUGUCACAUGCGAGCACAAAUGCAUGA
Messenger RNA from Strongylus vulgaris, 279 nucleotides. The record is from the annotation of a GenBank genome assembly. Lineage: Eukaryota; Metazoa; Nematoda; Chromadorea; Rhabditida; Strongylidae.